Messenger RNA from Lathyrus sativus (Indian pea), 1440 nucleotides. The record is from the annotation of a GenBank genome assembly. Lineage: Eukaryota; Viridiplantae; Streptophyta; Magnoliopsida; Fabales; Fabaceae.
AUGCAGCGUGUUGUAAGAAAACUAACCAAGCCAUUUUCACACAGACAGAUUCUAGGUUUUCGUUCUUAUUGCAAUGAAAAAGUUGUUAUUGAUGUUGGACAACCAACCUCCGCAUCUCAUCCACAGCUUCUAAACGAUGGGGAGAUCACGCCAGGGAUAUCUAGUGAGGAAUACAUUCUUAGAAGGAAAAAAAUGUUGGAACUUCUGCCGGAGAAGAGUUUGGCUAUCAUUGCUGCUGCCCCAGUAAAGAUGAUGACAGAUGUCGUGCCUUAUACGUUUCGGCAAGAUGCUGAUUACUUGUAUAUUACAGGCUGCCAACAACCUGGUGGUGUGGCUGUUUUAGGGCAUGAUAUUGGUUUAUGCAUGUUCAUGCCAGAACCCAAGCCUUAUGAUGUGAUUUGGCAAGGGCAAAUAGCAGGAGUUGAUGCAGCAUUGGAUACAUUCAAGGCUGACAAGGCGUAUUCAAUGAGAAAAUUGCGCGAGAUCCUUCCAGAUAUGAUAAGGGGAUCCUCAAAAUUGUAUCACAAUGUUCAGACUGCUACAGCAGCAUAUACGGAACUGGAGGCUUUCAAGAAGCUUGCUUACGGUAACAAUGUAAACGAUCUGUCUGCUUAUACUCAUCAGUUACGAUGGAUAAAAUCUCCUUCAGAGCUCAAGCUGAUGAAGGAAUCUGCAUCAAUUGCUUGCCAGGCACUUUUGUUGACAAUGCUGCAUUCAAAGACCUACCCUGAUGAAGGUAUUUUAGCUGCAAAGGUUGAAUAUGAAUGCAAAGUGAGAGGUGCCCAGCGUAUGGGUUUUAAUCCUGUGGUUGGUGGCGGGCCUAAUGGAAGUGUUAUACAUUACUCUAGGAAUGAUCAAAAGAUUAAAGAUGGAGAUCUUGUUUUGAUGGAUGUUGGAUGUGAGUUACAUGGCUAUGACAGUGAUCUCACACGUACCUGGCCACCUUGUGGUACCUUCUCUUCUGCACAGGAAGAGCUUUAUGAGCUUAUACUGGAAACAAACAAGCAUUGUGUGGAACUUUGUAAGCCUGGUGCUAGUAUUCGACAAAUACACAACCGUUCGGUUGAAAUGCUGCAGAAAGGUCUAAAGGAGUUUGGAAUUUUGAAAGGUUUUGGAAGCAGUUCCUACCAUACGCUGAACCCAACUUCUAUAGGUCACUAUCUCGGAAUGGACAUUCACGAUUGUUCAAUGAUCAACUUUGACCGUCCUCUGAAGCCAGGUGUUGUAAUAACUAUUGAACCGGGAGUGUACAUCCCAUCUUCUUUUGAUUGCCCAGAGAGGUACAGAGGCAUUGGGAUAAGGAUUGAGGAUGAGAUUCUCAUUACAGAAACAGGUUACGAGGUUUUAACAGCAUCAAUUCCUAAAGAAGUGAAGCAAAUUGAGUCCUUGCUGAACAACUUCAGUCAUAUCCAAAGUAACUUGAGAGCUACAUUCAACUAA